Electrophorus electricus (electric eel) is the source of this 1867-nucleotide messenger RNA. RefSeq names its product selenoprotein M (gene selenom). The record is from RefSeq and is a predicted model, not a curated record. Gene Ontology annotation, cellular component: endoplasmic reticulum lumen. NCBI's taxonomy places the organism in Eukaryota, Metazoa, Chordata, Actinopteri, Gymnotiformes, Gymnotidae. Gene Ontology annotation, molecular function: oxidoreductase activity.
UAGUUCCUCCUUCUUCUAGAAAAAAAAGACAUAGAGCAACGCUUUACGUGGCAGAGUCCGGACGUGACAUAUUUAUUUGAGGAAUUUUACCAGUCUUCCUAUAUUUAAAGUGGUUAGUUCAAUAAUUGCGAGGUGCGGUGAUCAGACGUGUCGGGCGUCUCCGACCCAUCAAGCGUCAUGUGGUCGGUUUUACUGACUGCGCUGCUUCCCUCUGUGGUCAUGGCAUAUACAGUGGAUUUGAAAAAGCUAGAGGGUCUUGCAAAGGCAAAAGUUGAGACAUGUGGAGGAUGACAGCUGAACAGGCUGAGGGAAGUCAAGGCCUUUGUGACCCAGGACAUCCCUCUGUAUCAUAACUUGGUAAUGAAGCACAUUCCUGGCGCAGACCCUGAGCUUGUCCUCCUUAACCACUACUAUGAGGAGUUGGAUCGGAUCCCGCUGGCAGACAUGACCCGUACAGAGAUCAACAAACUCCUGGCUGAACUGGUUUAUAAAAAAGCACAACUUGACGACAAAGUACCAGAGGAGUUCCGCUUCUCACCAGCCAAGGACAGCCCCUUCCGAGAGCCUCCUACUACCCAACUACCCACAAAGACUGAUUUUAGUGAGGAACCGCAAUCUAAAAUAGACCCAUCACAUAAAGAUUUAUAACACACAUGAAAGAUUGGUUCGGAAUAGGUCUGUGAUGUGCCCUCACAAUAUCUGCAUUUGUAGAGGUUUUACAGUCUUGUGCAUGCAUCUGUUGAGUCUGUGAUCUUACAUGGACACAUUUGUGGUAUUGGUAAAGGAGUUGUUGGUUACCCUGAUUUUACCCAUUUAGGAACUGAAUGAUGCCCCAAACCAAAAAAUCAUUUGAUUGGUUGGGGGUUGAUGAUGCAUGUGCCUGAGGUCUUAAGUCAGGGUCACCAUAGAGUGCUCAAGGGAAAGCAUAAUGAUGCCACUGAGAAAAAUAAAAAAAAUUUUUUUAUUUGAUUUAAACACUGAAGUGUUUUGAAGCUGGACUUGUGUAGCAAACUACAUAAAACAAAUCAGAAGAAUUUAUUUCUAUAAUAGUAACUAACACCAAAAUUGUAAUAUCAUCAAUGGAAAUAAUGAAGCAUUCUUGGGCUUUGAAAAACUUCUAAAGAAAGAAAACUGCCAGCCAACCUUAGACAAAUAUAAUCCAGGUCAGAAAAAGACAAAUGGCAGCCAAGUAAAUUGGGGCCAGUGUAAGUGGCAUGAAGUUUAAAAGGAAAGACAGAAGAAACUUUACAGAGGAAGUAUUGCUCUGUAAUACUUUGGGUCCCAACACUGAUCGAUCUGUUCACUAAGGUGAACAAACCCAUCUUGGGGAGGACUAGGAUCACACUGCCAGAAGAUGUGUGUGUGUGUGUGCAGGGCUGCAAAAUCUGAAGAGCGAAGCUAAACAGGAGGCAGCAAGACCAUGCAAGGCUUUAAAAGUCAAGAAGUUGUUUAUAAAAUGUAAGAACACAGGAAACGACUGUAACUGACAAAAAGAAGGUGGUAGUGUGUGCUGAUUAUAUCUCCAUAUAUUUUUCCACAGCAGUGGUAAUUCAGAGUAUUUAAUUAAGGGAAAGGAUAUCAAAUAUUUAAUGAGGGCCAAACACUGAUCCUUGAGAGAUGUACUGACAGAGAGCAUUAACUAAAAGGUACUCUGGUUCUGCUUUAGAGAAUGUGGACCGAAAGUACUCCCAGAAACAAAUACUUACAUUUCUCAAAGAAUUUUAAUAGUCAUUCAUAUUAAUUGCAGCGUAAAGAAAAUUUGAGUGAGAAAUAUUCUUCUGUGCAACAAUGUAAACACAAAAUUAGGGGUGCUCUUGGUAGUCAACUUAUAUAUAUAUAUAUAAUGUGUAAAAAAAAAAAAAAAAAA